AUGAUGAUGCCAGCACUCGGCGUAUGGGUCAUUAUGGCAUUGGGUCUGGGUGAAAGCAGAGAUAUAAGGCAGAAUAAACGCACAAAAUGUGGGCUACUAGCGCUCCAAAAUCGCAGUAUGGUCCUAGAACCCAAAGGAAUCCACAAUCCCGGCCUUGAAAAAUAUUUCUCCUUCAUCGUAAGUAACAACGAAAACACCGAAGAAACCGAUAGUCAGCAACAAGUUAAGACAUUUGAUGAAAGGAUACGUUUCAACUACCCAUUCAUCGGAGCACUUUUACUAGCAGGUCUGAUGACGUGUAAAUGUGUCAAAGAAUUCAGUAAACUGCAAUUAGUAUCGGAUGAUGCACCAGGAAUUGCCAAUAUUAUUGGCCACGUUCUGAUUGAAAAGAGCAAGAACCCCAAUUUUCUACAGAAAUUUCUAUGCAUAUUAUACCCGCUCCGUGGUUAUCUACUCCCUUUGACCAAUUACACUUCAACUCUCAACGCCAUACCUAAAGACUCAUUAGUGGCCCUUUAUUUCCACUCGGGUAACGUUGAACAUAUACUAGAGACCCACGGAUAUCCACUAAUAAACCCCAAGCUCAAAUCCAUCCAAGAGCUUGCUAAUGCUUCUGGAAAGCCACUAAAAAUUAUAUACGCCUCGCUUGAUCGCUGGUACAGCACAGCUUAUGAUCACUUUCUGAAAAUGGAUUGGUAUGCCAUUCCAUUCGAUGAGAGAAAAAAACUUGAAAAUUUGUGCCAUCGCUUUGAUAUCAAUUCACUGCCAAGUGUCGUGUUGCUAGAUGCCAACGGAAACGUAGUUAACGAUCGCGCAUUGUAUGUUAUGCUGACAAAUCCCAGUGGAUACCCUUGGAAAGUAGAUUCGAUCCUAGAUCUUCUGGGAGAGAAUUUGGUUGAUCAAAACAAAGAUACAGUAGCCGCCUCCAGCAUCAAAGGUCAUGUUGUUGGGCUGUAUUUUGGUGCCCCUGGAAAAGUGCCGCAUGGAUUCGACGACAAACUUACCGCAUUCUGUAAGGCAAUGGCUAAGAAGACUGGGGGGAAGUUUGAGCUGGUUUAUGUGUCCAAUGAUAAGAAUGUAGAACAAUUCCAGGAACAAAUUAAGUCACUGGCUAUGCAAUUACUGGCAGUGCCCUUUGACAAUCUGCAGACAAGGAUACUCCUCCAGAAUUACUUGGAAAUACACACAACUCCAUCACUGGUUUUGGUUGGACAAAACGGAAAAGUUAUCACUAGAGACGGUAGAUUCUAUGUAGAAACUGAUCCCAUGGCAGAGACCCUCUCACUGGAUCCCAGCGAAAGUGUUUGUGAUGUUUCAAACAAUAUCGACGGAUUUGCACAUUCGCCCGUUGUCAUUGCAUUUGCAGAGCAUUCCACACCGCAGGAAAAGAAUGAUAUACUACAGCAAAUGCGCAAAUUGUCUGUUGAACAUUCCAGAAAACGCAGGGGCAAGGAACUAAAGUUCUUUGUCUCUUUGCAAUCACAUCCGCGUUCUGAAGCGAUCAGACGACUUUGCGGCCUACCAAAAGCAACUCAGGAAAAUUCCAAACAUGCAAAACUUGCUAUUCUGGAUUUGUUGCACCAAAAGGUGUUCAUUGAACCCGACAUUAGUUCAUUGAGACAAUUGAGCAGCAAGAUAUCGUUCAAGGGUAACAUUAGUAAUCUUUCUGAUCGCGCACGCCUCUUGGUAGAAUUGUUUCACGAUUCUAUGUUACCAGGCAAACAAAUUGCCCUCAAGUAG
Molecule: messenger RNA, 1740 nt
Organism: Babesia microti strain RI
Lineage: Eukaryota; Apicomplexa; Aconoidasida; Piroplasmida; Babesiidae
Product: Thioredoxin-like
Exons: 6
Coding region: 1-1740 (579 amino acids)
Source: RefSeq, a predicted model, not a curated record